CGUUCUCGUAAAUCAGUGAAACAGCGGGAUAAAUUCCUUUAAUUAUUCAAAUUAACGCGAGCGACGAAAUUCCAUUUCGAAUCGAGAAAUCUCGAUCUAGGGUUUAUCAUCGCCGUCGGCGGAUUCGAUCGGAGAAUGGCGAACCAGUACGCAGCUCAAGUCACUGCAUCGCAGGUUGGUUCGUACUUCGUUCAGCAGUACUAUCAGGUGUUUCAGCAGCAGCGGGAGUAUGUGCAUCAAUUUUACAAUGAUUCGAGCUCUAUGAUGCGAGUUGAUGGAGAAUUCAGCGAGUCCGCCACGGAUAUGAUGAAAAUUCAUGAGGUGCUUAUGUCUCUUAAUUUUUUGAGAAUUGAGAUCAAGACAAUAAAGUCACUUGAAUCAUGGAAUGGAGGUGUUCUUGUAGUUGUCACUGGCUCUGUCAAGUUGAGAGACUUCAGUUACUGGAGGAAAUUUGUGCAGACCUUUUUCCUUGCUCCUCAAGAGAAAGGUUACUUUGUUCUGAAUGAUAUGUUUCAUUUUGCCGAUGAUGAGGUGACACACCAACCUUCAGCUCCCGUUCAGGAACAGCAUGUUGAUUAUCGGCCGACUAGUUCAUCUCAUCUUCCUGAUCCACCUGUUUCCGAUUAUGCAUUGGAGGAGGAGGUAGGUGAUUAUGGUAACACUGUUCAUGUCGAAGGAGUUGAACCAGUUGAAGAAUACAAUUACGAGGAGCAUCUUCGACAGGAUCCUGAGCCAGAACCGGAGCUGGUGCCAGAGCAGGAGCAGGUGCCGGAGCCUGAAGUUGACAGAUUUGAAGAGGAACAACAUUAUGAAGAAACAAGUCACGUGCUUCAAAAUCCACAAACUGCUGUGCAUGAACCUCAGAUUUUUGUGGAGGAACCCAUUGGAGAACCAGAGAAACUCACCUAUGCUUCUAUAUUGCGAGUUAAAGGAAGAGUUCAACCCCCACCGAUUUCUCAACCAGCUUACACUCCGAGACCACCUGUUACAAACUGGGACCAUAUUUCACAGCCAGUGGUGCAGCAGCCAAUCUCUACUCCUCCAUCAUCUGGUCUGGAUGUCAUGGAAGAAUCCUUAUCGGCACAAGAAGGAGAACCAAAAUCUGUAUAUGUGAGAAAUUUGCCAUCAUCAGUAACAACCCUUGAUCUUCAGCAAGAGUUCGAAAAUUUUGGGAGAAUCAAGUAUGAUGGAAUCUUCUUGAGGAACCGCAUGGAUACUGGUGUCUGUUAUGCCUUUGUUGAGUUUGAAGAUAUUCAAAGUGUUCGGAAUGCUCUCAAGGCUUCUCCUAUUCAAUUGGGUGGAAGGAAAGUAUAUGUUGAGGAGAGAAGACCAAACAGUGGUGCUGCUCGCGGUGGAAGGAGCGGGAUUCGAGGCAGAGGUGGGCGCGGUGGAAGGAGUUCUGGUAGGUGAGCGAAGUGCAGCAAAGACCAGAGUUAGAACUUGUAACUUAUGGUUUUGGUGUUGCACUUGAUGUAGUGUUGUAUCAUUCAAUAACAAAAGUGGUUGGCAUGUUGCCAUGACUUUCAGUUUUAUUGCUGAAGCAAAUGCUUCCUUUUGUUUGAUGUCUUUUUUUUAUAUGAAACCUUAUUUUGAGA
Messenger RNA from Salvia hispanica, 1595 nucleotides. RefSeq names its product Nuclear transport factor 2 (NTF2) family protein with RNA binding (RRM-RBD-RNP motifs) domain-containing protein. Gene Ontology annotation, cellular component: cytosol; ribonucleoprotein complex. NCBI's taxonomy places the organism in Eukaryota, Viridiplantae, Streptophyta, Magnoliopsida, Lamiales, Lamiaceae. Gene Ontology annotation, molecular function: mRNA binding. The record is from RefSeq and is a predicted model, not a curated record.